CCUACCGAGGUGGAGGGACGAUGCCACCGUCUCAUAAUAACAGACAGUGCACGAACUGACCGCAUCAUCGAAAUUAAGAAUAUAAACCGUUAUUAAGACAGAUUGAGGCAAUAGAACAGGGGAGAAAAGAAAGGGAAAGACAGUUUAUGCAGUUUAAAACAUCUCUUCUCCGAAAGAAAGGAAAAUACUUGGAACUGUAGGAACUCCCUGGCUCACAUCCACAAAAGUGAUUCUGUCAUUAUGAAGAAGAGCAAUUUAGCCAAACGGGGUCCUCAAGAUGUCAACCAGCUGUCGUCGCAGCCAGACAAAGUAGGCUGGAUCCGCAAGUUCUGUGGCAAAGGGAUUUUCAGGGAAAUAUGGAAAAACCGUUUCGUGAUACUGAGAGGAGACCAUCUGUACAUCUCUGAGAAAGAGGUGAAGGAUGAGAGGAAAGUCCAGGAGUUGUUUGACCUGGCUGACUAUGAACGAUCUGAGGAGCUGCGCAAGGCCAAAAGCCGCAGUAAGAAGAACCACAGCAGGUUCACCCUGCUUUGCUGCAAGCAGCCUGGGAAUACGGUGCCCAAUCUUGUGUUUUUGGCCGUUAGCCCCGAGGAGAAGGAGUCAUGGGUCAAUGCCCUCAAUACAGCCAUCAUCAAAGCCAAGAACCGCAUUUUUGAUGAGGUCACAAUUGAAGAGGACAGUGUCCUGGUGCACCCUACACGUGAUCGUGCCAAGAUUCCCCAUGCACGGCGCUUGCCCACCCGGGGACACCUCAUGGCUGUGGCAUCCACCUCUUCAGACGGAAUGUUGACCCUUGACCUUGUCCACGAGGAAGAUGACUCCACCCCAGAAGAUGAGGAAGAACGCUUCUGGGAAAAUAACUUCCGGGUUGACCUAGACAAACAGACCACAGGUCGUCAGCGUUCUGGCACAGACGUCUCCAAACUCUGUGUCACAACAAGGGACCCAAGGGUACCCAAGACGGGCAGCCUGCCUCGGAGCGAGCUCUCCUGGGGCCAUGCGCACCAUCUUGAGGCUCAAUCCCGGACCCCUCAACCAGGGAAGAGGUUCAGUGCCCAGGGUAGGAGCCGCUGCGCCUCCAUGGACGAGGUCCUUUCCUCACGGCCAGCCAGGGGUGUCCUUCGCCCUCGCCCCACAGAUGAACCUGUCCAGCCUGUUGGACAACUGCAGAGUCUUAUCGCCCAGAAAAUGCAGAGGGCUCAGGAACUGCUGGAAGAAAUGCGAUUGGAGGAACUGCAACAUGCAAAGGGAUUUGACUCGCCCUAUCUGAAGGGCAUUGACUCGCCCCGCUUGCACCAUCUGAGAGGGUCUGAGUCUCCUCACUCCAGGGCCUCAGGCUCACCUCGCAGUAAGAGUAGUGACUCCCCUCGUUUGAGGGUAAAAGACUCACCUCGUUUGAGGGGGAAAGACUCACCUCGUACGAAGGGCAAGAAGUCCCGCUCAAAAGGUACAGACUCACCCCAUUCAAAGAGUGAUGACUCUCCUAAUUUGAGGGGUAAUGACUCCCCCCGUCUCAGGGUUACUGACUCUCCCCGUCUCAGGGUUGCUGAUUCUUCCCGUUUCAAGGAAACAGACUCGCCAAGUCGGAAGGGUUCUGACUCUCCACGUCUCAAGAACAUUGGUUCACCCUUUUCAAAAAGUUUUGACUCAUCUAGUCUGAAGGGUUCUGACUCGCCUCGCAUCAAGGAUACUAAUUAUCCUGUUCUGAGGGUUAAGGACUCACUAAAUAUCAUUGGUAAGAAUUCUCAGAGUCUGAAGAGUAUCGUCUCACCUUGUCUGAAGGGUGCUGACUCGCCCCAUCUGAAGGGUAAUGACUCGCUCCAUAGUAAGAGUGCACACUCACUUCUCAGUGACUGUGAUUUGGAGAGUAGACGGGCGGAGGCGGAGCGUCUUCUGCAGGAAGCCGUCUCCUCCUGGCGUCAGGCUAAGGAGGUGCUGGAGGAGGUGAAGGAGCUGCAGACGCAGUCACUAAACCGCCGCUCCGAAAAGAAAACAAUAGACAGGCCCCCAACACCGCCACAGGACUAUAGGCUGGAGGACCAAUGACUCUGUCGCACCACAGCUGAAAAGCAUGCUGGCUUCUCUCCAAACAAAGACAAUAAAAAGAGCACUAGGGGCAUGGAGUACAUACAGUACAUUUUCUGUCACGUUUUUGUUGUCAUUACUUGCCAGUGUUGAAGCACAAAGCUUUUAGGCUUUACUGCUCCCGUUGCACUUUCCUAUCUUGAUAUUUGUUUAUAUACUGUAUACUAGUCAAAUUAAGCUGAGAAAGUAAUGACAGAAUAAUUUUAUUACCACUGCUGUUUGCUUGCUGGUGUGAAUAGGUUAGAUGGACCUUGACCCCAUAAUAUGAUUCUGUGCAUUAGAUUUUGUUCCCUUUGUCAAAGGCUCUGUGUUCCACUCUGUUGAUGGAGGGAUGAGCUUCUGGGCUGUAGGAGCAGAGCAUGGUUUAUGGCUUAAUCCUGGUUCGUGGAUGGGGGGUGACUCAGACUGAGAGGCAUAAACAGGGCUAGAGCGGAGGUGCUGUGCCUCGGUGACACUGACACACCCAGGGAAAGUCAUAUAUUUACAUUUAUUAUCCACCAGAGGUGGAUUAGGUUUCAUUGCAAAAUGCUUUGUACUUUAAAUAUAAACAUGAAAUGCUUUUUUAUAAUGGACGAAUGGAAUGAAAAUGUUUGCGUGGAAACAUUGUCUGAGGAGCAUUAUUUCAGUGUGAAAUGCAUAUAUGGAGAAGAUGCUCUCUUUCGGUUAGCUUCAGUUAUUGACAACUUGCAGUCAAGUCCAAUGACCUUGAAACAUCAAGGAUUUCCCCAGUUUCUCGGUGUCAGAAACCUAGUAUUGUAGUUGUUGGUCUUCUCAGAGACCGAAUACAAAGGCAAUCUUCCUCUUACUGUGAGCUUGUUAUUUCCUCUUCCCCUCUGUGUCCUAAACUGAGCAAUAGUAUUCCACGGACAGAUUCAAGAUGCCUGUUAACAUUAUGCAAUCAAACUGAUUUAAACUCACUAGUUGGAUUCCCGACAUUUAUAGCUAAAACUCAUAGACCACAAGGCCACUUUGAUUGCAAGGAUAUCAAGUAACACCACUUUGUUUUAUUAAAUGUACUUUUAUUUUCGGGUCAUGUAACGUGGUCUCUUGCUUGUACUCAGAAUUCCUCUAUUGUUUUGGUUAAUUGGGGUUCUGUGAUCUACAAAAGCCUGCAUGUGAGUGAUUCAGCGGAAGCGAGCAAGAGAACAUGCUCAUUAACUCUGAUCAGCUUUUGAGGAGAUAUGCUAUUAUGGGAUUAUAAUUGCAGGCGUCAUGUUGAGUCUCUGUAGUGUUUGUUGCACUUCUAAUCAGGUGGGCAGAUGAUUUCAACAGUUCUUCUGUCUCUCUUCCAAAAGGUGCACAGGGUAAUCUCACAACAAGAGGAUACAUUAUUUGAUGAGAGAGAGAUGAUUAAAGCUUCUGAAAGGUUUUCCGGGCACAAAGAUAUUACAUUUGGAGAUUUGAAGAUGGGUUGGUUGCACUGCACUAUUUCAUACCAAAAUAGGGUGGAAAUCAAUGUUCUUAGUAUCAUGUCCUGGUUUAGUCACAUGGUCAGUAUUUCCUGCCAUGUCAUUGGCUGACUGCCAAAAUAUGACUCAUAGGUCACUGAGUUGAUAUUAACAUGCACAGUGCAUCUAGGACAGGACAAACAUCGCUCCAUUACACCAGGCUCACCUCACAUAUGGUUACAAUCACUCAUGUAUGGUUGCAGUUUAUCGGUUUAUUUGAUUAUGUGUAUGUGUGUGUCCCUUCAGCAGUAAUUAUAUGCCUUUGGUGCACAUGACAACAUGCAAUACAGUAGGCCUAAUGUUGAUAACGAAAGAGAUAUCCACCACCGCUUUGUAAUCUGAGCUAAGCCAAAGACCAGUGUAAAGCAACUCUGCCAGAAAUAAGUGAAAAGUGGUUAGAAUGUCUCAAGCAAUCUCAGAAAUUGAUUUUAUUAACAGCAAUUGUGAAAUGACUAGUGUAUGCAUAAGUUAAAUAAAUAAUUUACACUGAA
This is a messenger RNA of Coregonus clupeaformis (lake whitefish), 4024 nucleotides long. RefSeq names its product pleckstrin homology domain-containing family O member 1-A. NCBI's taxonomy places the organism in Eukaryota, Metazoa, Chordata, Actinopteri, Salmoniformes, Salmonidae. Gene Ontology annotation, cellular component: ruffle membrane; muscle cell projection membrane. The record is from RefSeq and is a predicted model, not a curated record. Gene Ontology annotation, biological process: regulation of myoblast fusion.